AUGGCCAGAACAUCAACAGAAGUGACUCCAUACUUGCCAGUCUAUGGAACUGAAGCAGUCAUACCUGGUGAAGUUGAGAUACCUUCCCUAAGGAUCAUCCAGAAAGCAGAAUUAGACAAUGUUGAAUGGGUCCGAGCUCGAUAUGAGCAAUUGGCUUUAAUUGAUGAGAAAAGGAUGGUUGCUAUAUGUCACGGUCAAAUAUACCGACAAAGAAUGAUAAGAGCCUUCAACAAGCGAGUCAGAACUAGACUUUUUCAAAUUGGGCAAAUGGUGCUCAAAAGAAUAUUCCUGCACCAAGAUGAAUACAAAGGGAAGUUUUCUCCCAAUUGGCAAGGUCCUUAUGUGGUCCGCAAAGUACUCUCCGGAGGAGCAGUAGUAUUGGCAGAAAUGGACGGACAAGAGUGGCCAAAGCCCAUCAACUCAGAUGCAAUCAACCGCUACUAUGCAUAA
Lycium barbarum (goji berry) is the source of this 450-nucleotide messenger RNA. RefSeq lists its product as uncharacterized. The record is from RefSeq and is a predicted model, not a curated record. The coding region runs from base 1 to 450 and encodes 149 amino acids. The transcript has a single exon. Lineage: Eukaryota; Viridiplantae; Streptophyta; Magnoliopsida; Solanales; Solanaceae.